Messenger RNA from Leptosia nina, 933 nucleotides. Lineage: Eukaryota; Metazoa; Arthropoda; Insecta; Lepidoptera; Pieridae. The record is from the annotation of a GenBank genome assembly.
AUGGACAGUCUAUCUGAUUGGUACAGAGAUGUCAUGGACAACAGAGGCGAUCCCAGAGUGAAGGACUGGCCAAUGAUGUCUUCCCCGCUGCCCACCUUGAUGGCGUGCCUCUGCUACGCGUUUUGCGCCAAGAAAUUGGGCCCAGCGCUCAUGGCCAACCGAAAACCGUUCGAAUUGAGAAACAUCCUCGUUGUUUACAACUUUGUACAAACUGUCUUCAGCGCUUGGAUAUUUUAUGAGUACAUGGCGAGCGGAUGGUGGGGUCACUAUGACUUUAGAUGUCAACUUGUCGAUUAUUCGCGGAGUCCCAGAGCUAUGAGGAUGGCCAACACAUGCUGGUGGUACUACUUCAGUAAGUUCACGGAGUUCUUCGACACGCUGUUCUUUGUGCUCAGAAAGAAGAACGAGCACGUGUCGACGCUGCACGUCAUCCACCACGGCAUCAUGCCCAUGUCUGUCUGGUUCGGGCUCAAAUUUGCACCAGGUGGUCACAGCACGUUCUUUGCGCUGUUAAACACUUUCGUGCAUAUUGUGAUGUACUUCUACUACAUGGUAUCAGCUCUGGGGCCCCGCUACCAGAAAUACAUCUGGUGGAAGAAGUACCUCACCGCUUUCCAAAUGGUACAAUUCGUGCUGAUCUUCAGUCACCAACUGCAAGUGCUGUUCAGACCGUCAUGCCAGUACCCACGCGUCUUCGUCUACUGGAUCGCGAUGCACGGCUUUCUUUUCCUCUUCCUCUUCACAGACUUCUACAAAGCGCGCUACAACAAGGGCGAGAGGAAGGCCAGGCUCAACCAAGGAUUGUGUAUGUCGGUAGCUGACGACAGCUCGCUGAGCGGUAAGAACGGCUACAAACAAGAGGAUUCAUCCGUGCCCAACUCGUACGCGUCUUCAGCGGCCGACGCGUUCGUGCGCCGGCGGCCCGUGACGUAG